Mytilus trossulus (common blue mussel) is the source of this 3800-nucleotide messenger RNA. RefSeq names its product dnaJ homolog subfamily A member 2-like. Gene Ontology annotation, biological process: protein refolding; response to heat. Gene Ontology annotation, molecular function: Hsp70 protein binding; ATP binding. The coding region runs from base 92 to 1339 and encodes 415 amino acids. The transcript has 10 exons. Gene Ontology annotation, cellular component: cytosol; cytoplasm. NCBI's taxonomy places the organism in Eukaryota, Metazoa, Mollusca, Bivalvia, Mytilida, Mytilidae. The record is from RefSeq and is a predicted model, not a curated record.
CUUCAAACGCGGGAAAUAUUAUUUCCCCUUAAUGUAGCAACCGCUAGUUCCUGUCAUAGGUGGCAGUGCUUGAUCAUCGAACCUCGUGAAAAUGGCAGACUCAAAAUUAUACGACAUUUUAGGCGUCAGUAGAUCUGCCCAAGACAAUGAAAUCAAAAAGGCAUAUUAUAAGCUUGCAAAAGAAUAUCAUCCAGACAAAAACCCAGAAGCCGGUGAAAAGUUUAAAGAAAUAAGUUUUGCCUAUGAGGUUCUAUCAAAUGCAGACAAAAGAGAGACUUAUGACAGAUAUGGUUUACAAGGACUCAAAGAAGGUGCUGGAUCCUCAGGUGGAUUCCCAGAUAUAUUUGGAGAUCUUUUUGGUGGAAUAUUUGGUGGUGGUGGCAGUCCAUUUGGCGGUGGAUUUGGUGGAAUGGGUGGACCAAGGAGAGGAAGAAGAAAAGGAGAAGACACUUAUCACCCAUUGAAGGUUACAUUAGAAGACUUGUAUAAUGGAAAGACUUCUAAAUUACAACUAAGCAAAACUACAAUAUGUACAAAAUGUAGUGGGGUUGGUGGUAAACAGGGAGCUAUGCACAGAUGCAAGACCUGUAAUGGCAGAGGUGUGAAAGUAACAUUGAGACAGCUUGGUCCUGGUAUGGUACAACAGAUGCAGUCUAUAUGUCCUGACUGUAGAGGAGAAGGAGAGACCAUUAGUGAAAAAGAUAAAUGUAAAGAAUGUAAAGGAAAGAAAGUUACACAACAGACCAAGGUGUUAGAAGUACAUGUAGAUAAAGGCAUGAAAGAUAACCAGAAAAUACCAUUCCGAGGAGAAGGUGAUCAGCUGCCUGAUAUUGAACCUGGAGAUGUGAUAAUUGUUUUACAAACUCAAGAUCAUGAAGUUUUUACAAGAGAGGGUGAAGAUCUGCUUUGUUCUUACACAUUGAGUUUAACAGAAGCUUUAUGUGGCUUCCAGUUUACAUUGAAACAGUUAGAUGGUAGAGACUUACUUAUAAAAAAUCCUCCUGGACAAGUUAUACACCCAGGAUCUGUUAAAGUUGUGAAAGGUGAAGGCAUGUCUGUGUAUAGAAAUCCAUUUGAGAAGGGAGAUUUAAUUGUAAAAUUUGAUAUCACUUUCCCACCCAAAAACUUUGCUGACCCAGAACAGUUAAAAAAACUAGAAAGCCUGUUACCUAGCAGACCAGAAAGAGAGAUACCGACAGGUGAAGAUGUAGAAGAAGUGGACUUAGUAGAAUUUGAUGAAAGUCGUGGAGGUCGUAGGAGGAAUAGAGACGCUUACAAUGAGGAUGAUGACGAUGAAGAAGGAGGACAAGGACCUAGGGUGCAAUGUGCACAUCAAUAACGAUACUUUAGUGUUAGGUUAUAAUUAGGAUGGAGUGUGAAAGAGAAGGAACGUAUGGGGGUGUGCUUAUAGAUUCUGACGAACAACUUUUUUUUACAAGUGAAAUUACAGCAAGAAAAUUUCCGUAUCACAGACAUGAUUAUGAUUUUAUAUUUUGUUUAGUUAGGAUCUGCAAUAUCUACAUUGUGUAAGAACAGAUAUUUUAGCCAACACAUUCUCUUAAUGACUUGCACAUUUUAUAUUUUUUAUGAAAAUGUGUAUAAGUGUUCUAAAAUGAAGUCAACAGAAUAUUUUUAUAGCUGUUAUAUGUUGUCUGUAGAAACUACACAUUUAUACUUUUUAUUGGGUAAUAAAUAUCUGAAUGCUGGAUUUUAUGUAUUCUACCAGAAUGAAAAAUCAAACUUCUGAAUUUUGUUAUAUAAAGUUUAAAUGAAGAAUGGCUAAUAUCAAAUAUAAAUGUUUAAAUUGACAGAUAGAUAAUAGCUCUUAUUGAAACCCAAAAAACUUAUAUUAAAAGAGACUCAUUCUUUUUAUUGUUAUAUUACCUUUGCAGAUAUAAACACAAGCCAAUAUACAGCUGGUAUCUAUAAGGUGUAUAAUAUGACAGAUACUUGUAUAGUAAUUUUAUUUAUUAUGUAGUUAGCUCAUGGUUAUGUUAACAGCUUUCCUUAUUUUAUUUGUGAUGUAGCUCAUUUAUUAAAGUACAGAGCAUUGUUUUCAUAAGCAUUUGUCUAGCUUAAAUUAAAAAAUGUUGAAAUAAAUGAUCAUAUUUAUAAACCGAACAAUAAAAAGUUUUCUGUGUUUUCUUUUUGUACUGUCCAUAUUUUUCCUUGUCAGAAAGGCAAGGUUCAAUGAAAACUUGUUAGGUACUUGUGGUAAGCAGACUGUUCAAUAAAAACUUGUUAGGAACUUGUGAUGGGCAGACUGUUCAAUGAAAACUUGUUAGGAACUUGUGAUAAGCAGACUGUUCAAUGAAAACUUGUUAAGUACCUGUGGCAGGCACUUGAAAAAUGUCAAAAUUGUAAACUAAUUAGUUUUCAUUGAACAAGUAUAAUUAAACAUCAGAAGUAGAACAAUUGUCAAAUUCAAGAGUUUCAUUUCUGGAACAAUGUAUGUAACAGAUAUCUUUUUUUAAUCCUUGUAAAUAAAAAGGAGUCUUUAUGUUUUGUGUUGUAUGUGACAUUGAGUUAGGUUAAGAUUUAAAAGAAAUGCCUUCUGGAAAAUCAUACACUAUGCCUUAUUUAGACAGAUUUUCCAGGCAUUUAAUGACAUUUGUUUUAAAGACUGAAUUUAGUGUUUGUAUUUUAAUUCAGAUGCAUCUGAAAUUUAGCUGUCUCAUUGACAUUAACUAUAUGUCACAGUAUGCUUUUCAUCUCAUGAAUGGUCUAUAUAUAAAUAAUAAAAACACUAAUAUUUUUUGGAAUGAGCAGGGAAAAGUGAGAAAUUUCAAUUUCUGUUAAAAAAAAGUUUGAUAGCAUAUCUCUUUUCAUCUGUUGUAAAUUUUAAGUCUUAAGAUAUUUAAAGGAAUUUUGAUACAUUUUCACUACAUGUCAUUUUGAAAAAGCAUACAGUUUAUCAUUGCUUUUUAGAGAUCAGUAUGGGUAAACAUUACUGUUAAAUUUUGCCAAUUUUUUGUUCCCAUACACUACCAAAAGUUUUUUAAAAACUGAUGUUGUUUUUUUUUUGGUUAAAGCAUGACUUCUUUUUUCACCUGUCUAAACUAUUGCUACAAAAAUCUAUUGGAGGCCCUAUCAUUUACAUAUAUUGACAUAUCAUUCAGUGGGAUAUUCCUAUUCAAAUGAAUGCAACUGUUACAAGAUCUGGACAAAUGUGAAGCAUUUCAAAUUCCCUUAGAUUGGUGAUUUUUCAUAUGGAAUUAUCGUGAUCCUUGAUAAUUCACCCAGUUUUAACUUGUUCAAAGUAAAUGUUCCUGUAAGAAAACAUUUUGUUGGUAUAUUCAUACUGCUUCUGGUUGGAAGUUUCAUGACUGGGUUUAAUUAUUUAUUCUACAGUAAUGUCAACAUACAAUCUGAUGAAUGAACUUUAGGAUCAUUAUUAUAUGGAUUUAACCACCAGUUCCUAUUUCCUGGUCUACUUUAUAUUCAUAUUAUAUACUUGUCAAGUGGUUUUAUUCCAGUGGAGUGAACAAAAUAUCUUGAGGAAUUUUUCAGUAAAAGAUCAGAAUUAAAAUUUUAUAACAUUGUUCCUUCCUUAUUAUUGUGUAGGGUGUUUGUCAACAAAAUAUUUUUUGGAAGCCAUGUUCAAAUUUUAUAAGGAAAUCUAGUUUUACCCCUAAAAAAUCACAUUUGGAUUGAUUAGAAAUUAUGAACAUUAUAAGUUUUACCCUUAUAUUUGUUCUUAUUUUAUUGUGUCCAAUUUGUAACUUGUAUGCUGUAGGUUCAUUGGCACUGAUUUUGUUUUGCCCAAAUUGUUACACUUUACCAUUAAAACUUGUAGUUGA